This is a messenger RNA of Monomorium pharaonis (pharaoh ant), 1076 nucleotides long. RefSeq lists its product as uncharacterized. The coding region runs from base 139 to 879 and encodes 246 amino acids. The record is from RefSeq and is a predicted model, not a curated record. The transcript is spliced from 6 exons. Lineage: Eukaryota; Metazoa; Arthropoda; Insecta; Hymenoptera; Formicidae.
AGUGUCAGUACAUACGGUAGAGUACGAGCGACCUAGCGCGGUGUCGACUACUGCAGAAUCUGUCAGAAUCUCUCGCUGGUACACACACACACACUCUCUCUCUCUCUAUUUCUUUUUUCGCUGAGAAUAUCCAGAAAAAUGAACCUCCUGGCGUUCGGGCUUAUCCUGAUCUGUAGCUGUGCCUGGGCUGAGAUUGAGAUAGACGAUAAUUUGGAGUUUAUUGGAGAAAGUUUUGCGAAGAAGAGCAAAUUAGAAGAUGCCCUCGACGGUCCCCUUAGGGACUCCAUACGAAACGGGGAUAGUGGUCUCGGAAUUCCGCCGCUUGACCCCUUCAUCGCGGACAAGUUGCGGAUCAAAUUCGACGAGAAGGAGUUCAACACAACUGUCGACGCACAAUUGGCAAAUGUCAGAGUAGACGGCUUGUCCUCGUACAAAAUCAACAGCGCUUCCUUUAAAUUGUUCGGUUUGAAGGUUCACAUGGAUCUCACCUGGCCGUCGAUAGUCGGGAGCACUAAUUACUCUCUAAAUGGCAACGUCCUCGGAAACGAGGUUUAUGGAACCGGAAAGAUGAAUGGAACCGGGCAUGACUUCAGAUUCCAGAUUAAUUUGAGCUUCAGAUUGAAGGGCAAGCACCUCAAAGUUAAAUCAAUUUCAUCGAGGGUUUCUCUGAGAGCAUUAGAUUUCCGCGCGACAGGCCUCUACAACGACGAAGAAAAGUCCAAGUCAGCAAGCCUCUCAAUCUCCAAUACGGUGCCUAAAUUAAUCGACCAGAAACAAGGAACAAUUGUGAACUAUGUUAAUCGUAUCAUCACGCAGGAACUCAAUGAAUAUUUAUCCACUAUAACGCUUAAAGAACUAUUGAAAAAGCUAGGUCUGUAAUAUCUUUCGUCGUGUGAUGUCAGGCUAGUGUUCAAUCAGUCGUUUCUACAAUUGUGAUUUCAGUUAAGCGCUUUAAAUAUAUGAUAAUACAGACUAUUUAUUGGUAAAACAUCGUCAAGGAUAAAAAUAAUCCUUAAGAAGGCAUUAAAUUUAUUUCUGUUCCAAUAAAGUCAAUACUAAAAUUUCAAGAGUGAAAA